AUGCUCUCUGAUAUAAUUAGCGAAGCAUACGCGAGCGACCGAAGUCUUCCCCCCGGUCUGAUACUCUUAGACACCAGCUUUAUACACGCCCUCGAUUCCCUGACUCCCGAGUCAGCCAGUGUUCCCCCAGUCGACCACAUGUUCUGCUCGCCUUUCGUGGGAAUGGGUGUCGAGCAGAUAACGGACGUUAUAACCAAUACCUGCCAGAAAAAAACACUCCGAAAAGUUGAAGUUGGCAAAACAUUGGAUUGGCAUAGUUCUCGGGUUCCAUGGAGAGAUGCGAACGUUGUGGCUGCCAAGUGGACUCGCGGAUACGCUUCUGGUAUGAUCACCAGUGAUUGCUAUUGA
Aspergillus luchuensis is the source of this 348-nucleotide messenger RNA. RefSeq lists its product as uncharacterized. Lineage: Eukaryota; Fungi; Ascomycota; Eurotiomycetes; Eurotiales; Aspergillaceae. The transcript has 2 exons. The record is from RefSeq and is a predicted model, not a curated record. The coding region runs from base 1 to 348 and encodes 115 amino acids.